Setaria italica (foxtail millet) is the source of this 702-nucleotide messenger RNA. RefSeq lists its product as uncharacterized. The transcript has 2 exons. Lineage: Eukaryota; Viridiplantae; Streptophyta; Magnoliopsida; Poales; Poaceae. The coding region runs from base 1 to 702 and encodes 233 amino acids. The record is from RefSeq and is a predicted model, not a curated record.
AUGGAAUCUUGGGAGGAUGAAGUUAGGAGAUUCAUGCUAGAGGAGGAAGAGGAUGAAGAGCUAUUCCUAGCUAUGGUCCCCGCUCUUCAGCAGUGUCUAUAUGAGGAGAAAAGGCCGGAGCACACCUCAACUCUGCCUGAUGCUGAAAAGGUCAUACAAAUCUUGGAAGGCCACGAGAAUUGGUGCAAAGUGGAGUUCAGGAUGGAGCCUGAGAUAUUUAGAGUUAUAGCAAAUUAUCUUAGAGUGGAGAAUUCAUUACGUGACACCCGUGGUGUUAGAGUUGAGGAGCAAUUGGGAAUGUUUAUGUUCAUGCUCUCUCAUAAUGCAAGCACCGAUAGGCUAAAAAAGGAAUUCCAACAUAGUGGUGAGACAAUUCAUAGAAAAAUAACAGAGUUCUUUGAUAUAAUUACAACACUAACUCAUAGAUUUUUGAAUCUCCCAAAUGUGAACCAUACACAUGUGAAGAUUGUAUCAGACCCUUGCUUUAUGCCUUUCUUCCAGAACUGUAUUGGGGCUAUUGAUGGCACUCAUGUUCCUAUCACCAUUGCACAAGAAAGAGCCGCUCCCUACAGAAAUAGGAAAGGAACCUUGUCACAGAACGUGAUCCAUGUCAACGGAAAGGGCUACAUGAGCUACACGUAUGAGAAAGGACUUGUGGAUAUUCUGAAAGAGCUUGUCAACAUCCCAAUGUUUAAGGGAUAA